Paramecium pentaurelia is the source of this 342-nucleotide messenger RNA. NCBI's taxonomy places the organism in Eukaryota, Ciliophora, Oligohymenophorea, Peniculida, Parameciidae. The record is from the annotation of a GenBank genome assembly.
AUGAAGGAUUUCUAAUUAGUAUAACAUGUUUUAGCGCUUUCAGAUAAUGAAUUUCAAAAUAGUAGAAUUUAAUUAAAAGAUACAGGAAAUAACAAAAUAUGCUCAGCAACUUUAAGUAAUAAUACUUAAUAUUAUUAAUGUUUUGAUUGUUGUAAAGAGCCUAAUCAUGUUUAUUGUUAAGAAUGCUUUAUGCCAGAAAAACAAUAAAUUAUUACUAUUUUCAUUCUUACAUUAGAUCAUGUAGUGACAUAUGAUUAUUUAAAAUUUGGAUUUUGUGAUUGUGGAGAUGUAGUAAAAUCAUUAUUUUUAUUAAUUAAUAAAUAUUUAUCAAUUCUACACUGA